Molecule: messenger RNA, 2532 nt
Organism: Sesamum indicum (sesame)
Lineage: Eukaryota; Viridiplantae; Streptophyta; Magnoliopsida; Lamiales; Pedaliaceae
Source: RefSeq, a predicted model, not a curated record
GUAAGUAAGAGGAUACGGACCAAUAUUUUGUAAAUGGAUCCAAACCCGCCUAAAGGAUUUUGCAUGGGCUUCAUUGUGCCAAAUGAGUUGCUUCAUGCAAGUCGCUGCACCUCCAUCUCAUCUCCCGCCAAAUUCAAGUUCUAACUCAAACCACCAUAAUUCCAAAUCGCAGUACCGCAAGCACACGAUUUCCCUUUUGCAGAAAUGCAGAAAUGCUAACCAAAUUGCUCCAAUUCACGCAAAUGUCGUUAAAAAUGGCCAAGAACACGACUAUUUCAUUGUGUUUGAGCUUCUUCGCGUUUGCUCCAAAUGCGACGCCAUUGAUUAUGCUCUCAAGAUUUUCCAAAAAAUCCAGGAUCCUAAUGUCUACCACUAUACCGCGUUGAUUGAUGGGCUUGUGUUAUCUGGGUCGUAUUAUCAUGGUAUCAGGAUGUAUGUACAUAUGAUUGGAAAUUUUGUAUACCCAGAUAAUUUUGUUAUUAAUUCGGUGUUAAAGGCGUGUGGGCUUGAACUGGAUUUGAGAAUGGGUGAACAAAUACAUGCUCAGGGUUUGAAACUUGGGUUGUGUUCAAAUCGGCAGGUUAAGUUAAAGUUGAUUGAAUUAUAUGGAAAAUCUGGAGAAUUUGAGGAUAUGAAAAGGAUGUUCGAUGAAAUGCCGGAAAGAGAUGUUGUGGCAAUGACAGUGAUGAUGUCCUCUUACUUUGAACAUGAGUUGGCUGAAAGGGCUUGUGGUAUUUUUGAUUUGGUGAAGGCUAAGGAUACAGUAUGUUGGACAGCAAUGAUUGAUGGGCUUGUAAGGAAUGGAGAAAUGAGCAAGGCAUUAGAGUAUUUUAGGCAGAUGCAGAGGGAAGGUGUUAGAGCUAAUGAAUUUACCAUUGUCUGCGUGUUAUCUGCUUGUGCACAGUUGGGAGCAUUGGAGCUUGGUAAAUGGGUUCAUUCCUAUGUGGAGAAGUAUGAUAUCGAGGUUAAUCAUUUUGUUGGCUCGGCUUUGAUUAAUAUGUAUUCAAGGUGUGGGAGUAUUGAAGAAGCUGGGGAAGUUUUUGAGGGAAUGAAAGAGAGAGAAGCGAGUACUUAUAAUUCCAUGAUUGUGGGGUUUGCGCUGAAUGGGAAAAGCACACAGGCACUUGAAAUGUUCCAAAGAAUGAUAAAUGAUGGAACAAAGCCAACCAACAUUACUUUCGUUGGUGUUCUCAAUGCAUGUAGCCAUGGAGGUUUGGUGGACUUUGGAUUUGAGAUUUUUGAAAGAAUGCAAAUUGACUAUUCUGUAGAGCCACAGAUUGAGCACUAUGGAUGCAUAGUUGAUCUUCUUGGUCGUGCCGGUCAGGUUGAAGAGGCUUAUAAAUUCAUUCAAAAUAUGAAACUUACCCCAGAUCAUAUAAUAUGGGGAUCCCUGUUGAGUGCUUGCAAAGUUCAUGAAAACUAUGUUUUAGGGGAACAGGUUGCAAAAAUUCUAUUGAAUCAUGACUGUUCUGAUACUGGAACUUAUGUUCUGAUAUCUAACUUUUACUCUUCUUGUGGGAAAUGGAAAGAAGCUUUACUAGUUCGGGCAAAGGUGAAGGAAAGUGGUAUUCAGAAGGAACCAGGUUGCAGUUCAAUUGAAGUUGGCAAUGAGAUUCAUGAAUUCCUUCUAGGAGAUAUCAGACAUCCUCAGAAGAAAGCAAUCUACAGGAAGUUGGAAGAAAUGAACCAAAAACUGAGACUAGAAGGUUAUUAUCCACAAGUAGAUGUGGUAUCACAGGAUCUCAAGGAUCAAGAAAAAGAACAGGCUUUAGCCAUACACAGUGAGAGGCUUGCAAUAUGCUAUGGGUUAAUUUCCACUGAACCACGUAGCACUUUAAGAAUUGUCAAAAAUCUGAGAGUCUGUGAUGAUUGCCACACGACGAUUAAGCUCAUGUCUAAGAUUACUCAACGAAAAAUUAUAAUGAGGGAUAGAAAUAGGUUUCACCAUUUUGAAAACGGCAGUUGUUCAUGUGGUGAUUAUUGGUAGAAGGAUGUAUGCAUGAGCUCCUAAAUGUGGUAGAAAGGUAUGCUUUCACCUUUCUUGAGAUUAAGAUGGACAAUGGGGAACUCCUGUAUUUGUGUUAGUGCUUUAAUUUAUUUUGAGCAGCAGGAUACUUAAGAAUGACAUUUAUGGUGAAAUUUGCAUCACAUGUGGUACGUGUUGUGCUUUCGCCAUGGGUGAAGCAAAUGUUGACAGGAAUAUAAGCUUUUGAUGUGAGGGCAAUGACCGAUACUGGAUAGGCAACGAGUUGUGUAUAUAUAUCCUCCAACUAAAUUUAAAUUGGUAACUAGCCAAUGAAAGACAAGCUGAAUAUACAUAUUAUACUGUUUUCCUUCCAGCAAAUGCUUUGAAACUCCUACUUCCUCCAGAUCUGAACUUCAUAAUUGUUGCAUCUUUCUAUUAUUAUCGCUUGACGUGUUCUUGGAGCUUAUAACAGGACAGACCAAGCUGAUCAAGAACUUUUAGUGUCUAGUUCUUCACACAGGAAACUCCAAAAGGGCCGCAUCUGCACUCUGUUAUAGCUGAGCCUC